ACGGUUUCCAAAUAUAUUUCAUUAUAAUAUUUCCAACUUGUUAAACAACUCAACAUUUGCUAUAGCCGCCUCUCUAUUUUUCAGCUAUCACAAAAACUCAAACAAACAAAGAACAAAAAAACACUCUUGGUUCCUUCCUUUCAACAAGUUUUGUUAUUUGCUUCAUAUAGUUUUCAAUCGGAUUCAUUUGUUUGUUAAGUUUUCUUCAUCAAUCUUGCAAGAAAGAUUAUUCACCAUGGAUUGGUACUAUGGAUGUGGAACUAACGAUUUUGUUGUACCGAGCGAUCAAGAUUUAUUGGCUCAGAAUCAUUCACCGGAGAAUUGGUCAAAAUGGGGAAUAUCUGCACCUGAAGGUUACAACUCACCUAAAAGCUUUAUGACCAUGGAUUCAAAUACAACAGAAGCCAACUUCAAUUUCAACGGCAAAAGUUUCAGUAAUAAUGCAGUCAAAUUUGAAUCUUCUUCCUAUGAUAAAGAUCAAUCUAGCAGUUCAAGUUUAACUGAACAAUCUUUUCAACAAACACGGCUCUCACGUCAUCAACAUCAUCAGCAGCAAAAUUAUCAGCUUCAAGAACUAUCAUCAAGUUUCGAACAGACCGAUGACAUCUUCUUGGAUUCUAUACUUGAAGAUUAUCCAUGUGCUGAAAACCUAAACAAGUCAUUUUACUUUUAUCCUGAAAAUCAAUGCAGCAAUUCAACCGGUGGAUAUCAGAAAGAUAUUGAAGCUUCCGAGUUUGUUCCAUGCAACUCGAAUUCCGAUGAUUGCUUGAAUAUAGAGACACUCAAAAUCAUGGAUCUUUCCGAGCAAUUCAGUGGAGAUGAAGGAAUGGGUAAUCACUCAUCUAUUGAAGAAUCAACACUGCAGAAUCUUGAAGCAAUAAUUUCACAGUUCACUGAUAAGACUCGAAUUAGCUUCCGAGAUGCACUUUACCGCCUCGCCAGGGAUACAAAACAACAGCUUGUAGUCGAUGAUCUUGAUGGAGAUGUUAGCAUGCAAGAGCCAAUGCCAUGGGCAGUUCACAAUGAAUCCCUAAGGUCUGAGGACGAGCAACCGAUGGAAUCAGAGACCAACAGUGUUGACAGAGCGGUCGCAAAUCUCAUGUUCAACGGAACCGCAUAUUGUGAAUGUUGAUCCAAUUAAGAGGUUGUUCAUGCCCGAAUUUGGUUAGCAAUGCAAUUUUGAGCUGAAAAUUAUAAGUAAUAAGUUAAAAAAACCAAUUCCCUGUAAAUUAUUAAGCACUUUGUACCUGAAAAAUUAUAGGUAUUAUGUAAGUUUUGUUGAAGGAAUAGCUGUUUCCACCCAGCUCAAUUUUGAUUGUAAUGUACUCCAGUAAGUAAUUAUGUUUAUUAGUUGCUAAGUUAGGGACAAGAUUCUUAGGUGUGUAAGUGUAACACUUUGCUAUUGUGCUAUGAGUGUUUAUGAGUGAAUUUAUUAACUAGCUAUUAGUGAUCCACUGAAUGUAAAUGAUUGAGUUUAUCAACUAACUGUUUGCAAACUUGGGUAA
This is a messenger RNA of Trifolium pratense (red clover), 1505 nucleotides long. RefSeq names its product protein LNK3. The coding region runs from base 236 to 1132 and encodes 298 amino acids. Gene Ontology annotation, biological process: circadian rhythm; regulation of DNA-templated transcription. The transcript is spliced from 7 exons. The record is from RefSeq and is a predicted model, not a curated record. NCBI's taxonomy places the organism in Eukaryota, Viridiplantae, Streptophyta, Magnoliopsida, Fabales, Fabaceae.